ACCUAAUAGAAUGUGGAGCGGAGCCCCGGCCCGUUGGGUUAACAAGGAUUCAAAGACCCAAGUAUUAAGCGGAUCCGGAGAAAAUCUAAUAUCUUAUCCUACUUAGGGACACGUGUCAAUCAAACAGACGGAUUUCCCACCCGUCAUUUUUUCUACCGUUUGUUGACAACAAACACCGAGCGUUACUACUUACUACGCCGUAGUCCAAUCCACUGAAACGAUGUCGUAUCCACCCCCCAUACGUACACAAGUAUCUCUUACUAGCCACUGAGAAGUGGAUUGAACCAAAGACAGGCACACAGAGCAAAGAGAGAUGCUGAGAAUUGGCGGGAAACGAGGAGGAGGAGGAGUGGGGCAGCUACUGGCGGCGGUUGCGGCGGCUCUGCUGCUCCGCCUCUUCUCUGCACCGGGCCCGGAGUUGCUGCCGGAGAGCCUGCCCGAGGAUGAGGAAGAAAAGGACGACGUUCCGGUGAAAGGGAAAGUUGCGCCGGUCACUAUUAAAUGGACCAACAUUAAUUGUUCGCUUUCGGAUAAAUCAUCCAAAUCGGUCCGGUUUUUGCUGAAAAAUGUUAGUGGAGAAGCGAAACCUGGCAGAUUACUUGCAAUAAUGGGUCCAUCUGGAUCAGGGAAGACUACCUUGCUAAAUGUUUUGGCAGGUCAGAUAGUGGCAUCACCUCGGUUACAUUUGUCUGGCCUUUUGGAGGUCAAUGGACGACCAUUCUCGAAUAAAGCUUACAAGUCUGCUUUUGUUAGGCAGGAGGAUCUUUUUUUCUCACAGUUGACUGUUCGAGAAACACUCUCUCUUGCUGCUGAACUCCAGCUGCAGGAUAUAUCUUCGGUGGAAGAGAGAGAUGAAUAUGUAAAUGAUCUCUUGUUCAAACUUGGCCUGGUCAGUUGUGCUGAUUCACGUGUCGGGGAUGCAAAAGUUCGUGGGAUAAGUGGUGGUGAAAAGAAAAGAUUGUCACUAGCAUGCGAGCUGAUUGCUAGUCCAUCUGUCAUUUUUGCUGAUGAACCUACAACAGGACUUGAUGCCUUCCAGGCUGAGAAAGUUAUGGAAACACUACGGCAACUUGCGCAGGAUGGCCAUACUGUCAUUUGCUCUAUACACCAGCCUCGAGGAUCAGUAUAUGCAAAAUUUGAUGACAUUGUGCUGCUUACAGAAGGCACACUUGUUUAUGCUGGUCCUGCACGUGAUGAAUCACUUGCUUACUUCUCAAAAUUCGGGUAUAUUUGCCCUGAUCAUGUGAAUCCUGCAGAGUUCUUGGCGGAUCUCAUUUCAGUAGACUAUAGUUCUGCUGAGAGUGUCAAUGCUUCCCAGAAAAGAAUAGAUGCUCUUGUUGAGUCAUUUGCUGAUCAGAUGUCUUCAACUCUAUAUGCAACUUCACUCACCAGGCUGGAUCCUAAGGAUGGCACAAACCUAAGGAAGAAAGCUAGUACCAAAAAUAAAGGUCAUUGGUGGAGACAGUUUUGUCUACUUCUUAAACGUGCUUGGAUGCAGGCUUCUCGUGAUGGUCCCACAAAUAAAGUUCGAGCAAGGAUGUCCAUAGCAUCAGCUCUUAUAUUUGGUUCUGUCUUCUGGAGGAUGGGAAGAUCACAGACAUCCAUACAAGAUAGAAUGGGAUUGCUUCAGGUUGCUGCUAUAAACACUGCAAUGGCUGCACUCACAAAGACUGUAGGUGUUUUUCCUAAGGAACGAGCAAUUGUCGAUAGAGAGAGAGCCAAAGGGUCCUAUUCAUUAGGACCAUAUUUACUCUCUAAAUUGUUAGCUGAGAUCCCUGUUGGAGCAGCAUUCCCAUUGCUCUUUGGUACCAUUUUAUAUCCCAUGACUCGUCUUCAUCCGACAAUGUCAAGAUUUGGGAAAUUCUGUGGAAUAGUAACAACUGAAUCCUUUGCUGCAUCGGCGAUGGGCCUAACUGUUGGGGCUAUGGUUCCAACCACUGAAGCAGCUUUGGCUUUAGGUCCAUCACUUAUGACAGUUUUCAUUGUAUUUGGAGGCUACUACGUUAAUGCAGAGAACACACCAAUCAUCUUUCGAUGGAUUCCUCGUGUUUCUCUCAUCAGAUGGGCAUUUCAAGGGCUCUGCAUCAACGAAUUCAGUGGCCUUGAGUUUGAUCAUCAGAACUCGUUUGACAUUCAGUCUGGUGAACAAGCACUCGAACGACUCUCCUUCAGAGGCAGUCGGAUCAGAGACACAGUGAUAGCUCAGAGUAGGAUACUACUAUUUUGGUAUUACACCACUUACCUUCUCCUGGAGAAAAACAAACCCAAGUACCAGCAACUUGAGCCGCCUCCUUGUGAUGAAAUUCAAACACCAGUAAAGCUUGAGCCUCUUGAAAGUGAUCCCGAUGAACCAUACCAGCCACCCGAACCUCCCAUUUCUGACCAAGGUAAACCCAACCAGCCACUUCAAUCUCCUCCCCCUGAACCACUUAAUCUCUUUACCUUAGAGGGCUUGUAAUUGCUUGGGCUGUCGAUGAUCUUAAUACGAGAUGUGCCACUUGCUAUUAUUUAUCUCAUACAGGUGCUAAUUCGGAGGAGGUAACUGUCCCAUAAAGAAGUCAUACAACUUACAGAGCUAAUGAACUAUUUUAGGAGAACAUAAUGAUAGUGAAAUUCUUAGCACUGGUGCUUGUGUAUUCAGAAUACUCAUCGAAGCUUAGGCACUUCACCUCCGAUGGAUUGCCUUGUUAUCGAGUCAUUAAAAAUGUUGGUAAAUACAUACAUUUUUGUGUUUGUCUUA
Sesamum indicum (sesame) is the source of this 2740-nucleotide messenger RNA. RefSeq names its product ABC-2 type transporter family protein (gene ABCG7). Gene Ontology annotation, molecular function: ATP binding; ABC-type transporter activity; ATP hydrolysis activity. Gene Ontology annotation, cellular component: membrane. The record is from RefSeq and is a predicted model, not a curated record. Lineage: Eukaryota; Viridiplantae; Streptophyta; Magnoliopsida; Lamiales; Pedaliaceae. Gene Ontology annotation, biological process: transmembrane transport.